AUGGAGGAAAGCAGAAAGAGCAAAGUAUCUACGCAGUUAAUUAGAGGCUCGAUCCGCGAAGGAAGCAACCGCGACACAGACUUUGGCCCGAAGUCUAUAAGCAGACUUAAAAUGCGAAGAACAUCAUUCGGUUUCACCAGUGUACCUGGUAUUAAGCCCGUUGAUAGAACAUCUCAGGAAUCUCCGGCAUUAGCCCUGCGUAUAGCGGCCGAGGUGAUGCGCAAACUCAAGACCUUCAACUUCAACAGAUAUCGGAUCAUAACAGUAGUGACCAUAGCCCAAAAGCGCGCGCAGAGCUACAACAAUGCGAUCAGUUUCCUUUGGGAUCACGAGCGCGAUGCUUACGUUGAUCUUAUGAGAGAGGUAAAUACAGCGUUCGUCCAGGUUACGACUUUUGGGAUUUAUCUCGAC
Molecule: messenger RNA, 411 nt
Organism: Iphiclides podalirius (scarce swallowtail)
Lineage: Eukaryota; Metazoa; Arthropoda; Insecta; Lepidoptera; Papilionidae
Source: the annotation of a GenBank genome assembly